Phyllostomus hastatus (greater spear-nosed bat) is the source of this 5138-nucleotide messenger RNA. It is a transcript of the gene ABCC3, whose product is annotated as ATP binding cassette subfamily C member 3. Gene Ontology annotation, biological process: transmembrane transport. The coding region runs from base 60 to 4652 and encodes 1530 amino acids. Lineage: Eukaryota; Metazoa; Chordata; Mammalia; Chiroptera; Phyllostomidae. Gene Ontology annotation, cellular component: membrane. The transcript is spliced from 31 exons. Gene Ontology annotation, molecular function: ATP binding; ABC-type transporter activity; ATP hydrolysis activity. The record is from RefSeq and is a predicted model, not a curated record.
GGAUGCCCUGCGAUUGACUGCUCAGGUCUUCCUCGCCGCCGCAGCUGAGCAUUGGCGGGAUGGACUCCUUGUGCGGCUCCGGGGAGCUCGGCUCCAAGUUCUGGGACUCCAAUCUGUCGGUGUACACAAACAACCCAGACCUCACUCCGUGCUUCCAGAACUCCGUGCUGGCCUGGACCCCCUGCAUCUACCUGUGGGCCACCCUGCCCUGCUACCUGCUCUACCUUCGGCGCCGCCACCGAGGCUACAUCGUCCUCUCCCACCUCUCCAGGCUCAAGACGGCCGUGGGCGUCCUGCUGUGGUGCGUCUCCUGGGCCGACCUCUUCUACUCCCUGCAUGGCCUGGUCCACGGCCGGGCCCCUGCCCCCAUCUACUUUGUCACCCCCUUGGUGGUGGGGGUCACCAUGCUGCUGGCCGCCCUGCUGGUCCAGUGUGAGCGGCUGCAGGGGGUGCAGUCCUCGGGGAUCCUCAUCAUCUUCUGGUUCCUGUGCGUGCUCUGUGCCAUCAUCCCCUUCCGCUCCAAGAUCCUUUCGGUUAUGGCAACGGGCGAGAUCGAGGACCCCUUCCGCUUCACCACCUUCUACGUCUACUCCGCCCUGGUGCUCCUUGCCUUCGUCCUGUCCUGCUUCAGGGAGAGGCCGCCGCUGUUCUCCCCGAAGAACGCGGACUCAAACCCCUGCCCAGAGGCUGAUGCCGGCUUCUUCUCCCGCCUGACCUUCUGGUGGUUCACAAAGUUGGCCAUUCUCGGCUACCGGCGUCCUCUGGAAGAGCGAGACCUCUGGUCCCUGAACAAGGAAGACUCCUCCGAGGUGGUGGUGCAGAGGCUGCUGGAGGCCUGGAAGAAGCAGCAAAAGCAGGCAGCACGACACAGGGUCGCAGGGGCACCUGGGAAGACAGUCUCCGGUGAGGAUGAGGGGCUGCUGGGGAGCCGGCCCAGGCCCCGGGAGCCCUCCUUCCUGAAGGCCCUGCUGGUCACCUUCGGCCCGGGUUUCCUCAUCAGCACGUGCUUCAUGCUGGCCCAGGACCUGCUGUCCUUCGUCAAUCCCCAGCUGCUCAGCGUCCUGAUCAGAUUUAUUUCAAACCCCAUGGCCCCCAACUGGUGGGGCUUCCUGGUCGCCGGGCUGAUGUUCGUGUGCUCCGUGAUGCAGACGCUGUUCUUGCACCAGGCUAACCGUUACAUCUUUGUGAUGGGGUUGAGGCUUCGUACGGGGAUCAUAGGCGUCAUCUACAGGAAGGCUCUCAUCAUCAGCAAUUCAGUCAGGCGUGAGUCCACCGUGGGGGAAAUUGUCAACCUCAUGUCAGUGGAUGCCCAGCACUUCAUGGACCUCACCCCCUUCCUCAACCUGCUGUGGUCAGGCCCGCUGCAGAUCAUCCUGGCCAUCUACUUCCUCUGGCAGAACCUGGGUCCCUCCAUUCUGGCGGGAGUCGCUUUCCUGGUCUUGCAGAUCCCACUCAAUGCAGUUGUGGCCAUGAAGAUGCGUGCUUUCCAGGCGAAACAAAUGAAGUUCAAGGACUCGCGCAUCAAGCUGAUGAGUGAGAUCCUGGGUGGCAUCAAGGUGCUGAAGCUGUAUGCCUGGGAGCCCAGCCUCCAGCAGCAGGUGGAGGGCAUCCGGCAGAGUGAGCUCCGGCUGCUGCGCCGGGCUGCCUACCUCCACGCCAUAUCCGUCUUCACCUGGAACUGCACCCCCUUCCUGGUGACCCUCAUCACCCUCGGGGUGUACGUGUCCGUGGACCCAAACAACGUGCUGGACGCCGAGAAGGCCUUUGUGUCUGUGUCCCUGUUCAAUAUCUUGAAGAACCCCCUCAGCUCAUUGCCCAAUUUAAUCAGCGGUCUGACUCAGACCAGCGUGUCCCUGAAACGGAUCCAGCAUUUCCUGAGCCAAGAUGAACUUGACUCCCAGUGUGUAGAAAGAAAGACCAUCACCCCAGACCAUGCUGUCAUCAUAGAGAAUGGCACCUUCACCUGGGCCCAGGACCUGCCCCCAGCCCUGCACAGCUUAGACAUCCAGGUGCCAAAGGGGGCACUGGUGGCCGUGGUGGGGCCUGUGGGCUGUGGAAAGUCCUCCCUGGUGUCUGCCCUUCUGGGAGAGAUGGAGAAGCUGGAAGGCAAGGUGUUUGUGAAGGGCUCCGUGGCCUAUGUGCCCCAGCAGGCCUGGAUCCAGAACUGCACUCUUCAGGAAAAUGUGCUAUUUGGCAGAACCCUGGACCCCAAUCGCUACCAACGGGCCCUGGAGGCCUGUGCGCUGCUGGCCGACCUGGAGGUGCUGCCUGGAAGGGACAAGACAGAGAUUGGAGAGAAGGGCAUUAACUUGUCUGGGGGCCAGCGGCAGCGAGUCAGUCUGGCCCGAGCUGUUUACAGUGAUGCCGACGUUUUCUUGCUGGAUGACCCACUGUCAGCUGUGGACUCCCACGUGGCCAAGCAUAUCUUUGACCAAGUCAUUGGACCAGAAGGUGUGCUGGCAAGAAAGACACGGGUGCUGGUGACGCACAGCAUCAGCUUCCUGCCCCAGAUGGACUUCAUCAUAGUGUUGGCUGACGGACAGGUGUCCGAGGUGGGCACCUACUCAGCCCUCCUGCAGCGCAGCGGCUCCUUUGCCACCUUCAUCCACAACUACGCACCUGAUGCGGGCGAGGAACCCCCGGAGGAAGACAGCAAGACUGCAGCUUUGGACAACCCGGAGGGCGAGGAGGUGCCGCUGAUUGAAGACACGCUCAGCAACCACACAGACCUGAUGGACAAUGAACCAGUCACGAGUGAGGCCCAGAAACUGUUGAAGAGGCAGCUGAGUGCCAUGUCUUCGGACGGGGAGGGCCAAGGUCAUUCUGUGCCCCUGAAGCACCUUGGCCCAGCAGCAAAGGCAGUGCAGGCAGCCAAAGGGAAGGCAAAUGGGACGCUGAUUGAGGAGGAGAAGGUGGAGGUGGGCAAGGUGAAGGUGAACGUGUUCUGGGAUUAUGCCAAGGCUCUGGGGCUUUCCAUCACACUGGCCAUCUGUCUGCUGUACGCGGGUCAAAGUGCAGCUGCCAUCGGAGCCAGCAUAUGGCUCAGUGCCUGGACCAACGAGGCUAUGGUGGAUGGCGGACAGAACAACACCUCCCAUAGGCUGGGUGUCUAUGCCGCCUUGGGAAUUCUGCAAGGGAUCCUGGUGGUGCUGUCGUCCAUCUUGAUGGCAGUGGGCUCCAUUCGGGCCGCGCGCUUGCUCCACCAGGCGCUGCUGCGCAACAACAUGCGCUCGCCACAGUCCUUCUUUGACACGACGCCCUCGGGCCGUAUCCUCAACCGCUUCUCCAAGGACGUCCAAGUCAUCGACAUGGUUCUGGGCCCCGCCAUCCUCAUGCUGCUGAGCUCCUUCAGCACCUGCAUCUCCACCCUCGUGAUCAUUGUGAUCAGCACGCCGCUCUUCACGGUGGUCAUCCUGCCUCUGGCUGCCUUCUACAUCUUCGUGCAGCGCUUCUAUGUGGCCACAUCACGGCAACUGAAGCGGCUGGAAUCUGUCAGCCGCUCGCCCAUUUACUCCCACUUUUCGGAGACGGUGACCGGCUCCAGCGUCAUCCGGGCCUAUGGCCGCAUCCAGGACUUCGAGGCCAUCAGUGAUGCUAAGGUGGACAACAACCUGAAGAACGCCUAUCCCAACUACUUCUCCAACAGGUGGCUGGGAGUCCGAGUGGAGUUCGUGGGGAACUGUGUCGUGCUCUUCGCUGCACUCUUUGCUGUGAUUGGGAGAAGCAGCCUGAGUCCAGGGAUGGCGGGCCUUUCUGUGUCCUACGCCCUACAGGUGACAUUUUCUCUGAACCUGAUGGUACGAAUGCUCUCAGAGCUGGAGUCUAACAUUGUGGCUGUGGAGAGAGUCAAGGAGUACUCCAGGACGGAGACUGAGGCCCCCUGGGUGAUAGAGGGCAGCCGUCCUCCUGCAGGCUGGCCCACCCAGGGCGAGGUGGAGUUCAGGAAUUACUCUGUGCGCUACCGGCCGGGCCUGGACCUGGUGCUGAAGAGCCUGAGUCUGCACGUGAGCGGUGGCGAGAAGGUGGGAAUCGUGGGCCGCACUGGGGCUGGCAAAUCAUCCAUGACCCUCUGCCUCUUCCGCAUCCUGGAGGCCUCAGAGGGUGAAAUCCGCAUCGAUGGCCUCAACAUAGCAGACAUAGGACUCCAUGACCUGCGUUCCAAGCUGACCAUCAUUCCCCAGGAACCCAUCCUGUUCUCGGGGACCCUGCGUAAGAACCUAGACCCCUUUGGCAGUUACUCCGAGGAAGACCUGUGGCAUGCCUUGAAGCUGUCCCAUCUGCACACGUUUGUGAGCUCCCAGCCAGCAGGCCUGGACUUCGAGUGCUCCGAGGGAGGGGAGAAUCUCAGUGUGGGUCAGCGGCAGCUCGUGUGCCUGGCCCGAGCCCUCCUCCGCAAGAGCCGAAUCCUGAUUUUGGACGAGGCCACAGCCGCCAUUGACCUGGAGACGGAUGACCUCAUCCAGGCUACCAUCCGCACAGAGUUCGAGGCCUGCACGGUGCUGACCAUCGCACAUCGGCUCAACACCAUCAUGGACUACACCAGGGUCCUGGUCCUGGACAAAGGGACAGUGGCUGAAUUCGAUUCUCCGGCCAGCCUUGUUGCAGCCAGAGGCAUCUUCUACGGGAUGGCGAGGGAUGCUGGACUUGCCUGAAACAUAUUCCUGGGAUUUCCUGUUCUUCUUCAGAAAGGGAAAGGACACCAAAUAUGUCUGCAGAGUGGACUUGAUAGCAAUUGCCAGGAGCAUUUGCUAGAUUUUUGCCUUUGGAAGCACUCCUCAGGAUAACUGUGCUACAUGCUUUAGAAAAGGAAGGGAGGCCCAGAAGGUGCCUGACAUGCCCAAGGUCACAGACGGUUUGAGGCAGAGCCCAGACUAGUCCUGGGUCUCCCGAUUCCGAAUCUCGUGUUCUUUUCCCACUACGGUGCUUGCAGACAUGUCAUGGAAUGACCUCUGUAUCCCUGUAUGAUUCAUCCCUGUAUUUUCUAAUCUGAAGGGGUUUUUUUUUUGUUUUUUGUUUUUAAAUUAAGCUUUUCCCUCCUGGAACAGAAGAUUGCCAGGUCAGACCGUCCCCAGGAACCGAGUCCGGUACUCUGGAGUGCUGGCCUGAAUCCAUUAAAAAUGGAGCACUGGUGAAAUGAA